Phlebotomus argentipes is the source of this 2831-nucleotide messenger RNA. RefSeq names its product ABC transporter G family member 23. The coding region runs from base 411 to 2555 and encodes 714 amino acids. Gene Ontology annotation, cellular component: membrane. Gene Ontology annotation, molecular function: ATP binding; ATP hydrolysis activity; ABC-type transporter activity. Lineage: Eukaryota; Metazoa; Arthropoda; Insecta; Diptera; Psychodidae. The record is from RefSeq and is a predicted model, not a curated record. The transcript has 8 exons.
UAGCGAACUGUUGAACAGUGCGCAGGUGAAUUGCGAUCGCGCGCGCGCUCUUUUCCAAGCCAAUUGUACACCCCUCCACACACUCCCCAUCAUUGGAUUCCCACCCAAGCACCCGUGCACGUUUCAGACUCUGUCAGACUUUUACUCUCGCGCUCGGGACAAAAGUCUAUGCGAUUUUCUAUUGUGUAACUCUUUCUUUGCACCUCAGCAGCGCCUCUGGAGUCGUUCGGACAUCAUCUGUCGCGUGACACAAUGUGUGGUGAUCAGUGAAGGAAGUGCCGAAAGUCCCCAUUCACGCGAUCGAGAGUGUGGCGCAUCUGCCGUGGCCGCGAGGCGAAAAUUGAGGGAGUUUUCUCCGUGAUCGAGAGAGAACAUUUCACUGGCAUCCGGAUACAGAGAAGCUUUGCAAAAUGACCAGCGUGGAAGUUCGCGGUGGUUACAAGUACUUCGGGAGUUCUUCUGAUCCCCACAAGAAGAUCGUUCUCAAUCAUUUGGACAUGACCGUUGAGACGGGAACGAUAUAUGGAUUGUUGGGAGCUUCUGGAUGUGGAAAGACCACACUUCUCUCUUGUAUUGUGGGCGUGAGGAAGCUCAAUGCGGGCAAGAUCAACGUCCUGGGGCGUCCACCUGGCGUGCCAGGUUCUGGGGUUCCUGGUCCGCGCAUUGGUUACAUGCCACAGGAAGUUGCCCUCGUGGAUGAAUUCACCAUCAAAGAAACUCUAUACUACUUCGGUCGCAUCUACGGCAUGAGUGAAGAUCGCAUCUAUGAGCGAUUCAAAUUGCUUCACGAGUUACUGGAACUGCCGGAUGCCAACAGGUUCAUUGUGAACUGCAGCGGAGGUCAGCAGAGGCGUGUCUCUUUUGCCGCCGCCAUGGUUCAUGAACCGGAACUCCUGAUCCUCGAUGAACCCACUGUCGGUUUGGAUCCAAUUCUGCGAGAGAAGAUCUGGCAUUUCCUCGUCGAGAGCACACGGAGCAGCAAAUUGGCCGUGAUCAUCACCACUCAUUACAUUGAGGAAGCCAAUCAGGCAAACAAAAUUGGACUCAUGAGAAAUGGAAUUUUACUCGCUGAGGACGCGCCUAGGAAUAUUCUUACGCAAUUCGAUUGCUCCUCCUUGGAAGAUGCCUUUCUGAUCCUGAGUCAGAAACAGGGAAAGUCUGAAGAGGCUGAUUCGACCCUCAAGCGUGUCACUCUGACCCCCAAUCAGCCAAUCGAUGUGGUGACGGACGAGAAGGCAAUUGAGGAUGGGCCCAAAAAAAGUCCAUUGAAGCGCAAUCGCUCCUUCCAGGAGUCCAAGCGACCAGGAAUCGCAGGGAAAUUACACAUCACCUCCAAGAGUCGCAUGAAAGCCCUCAUGACGAAGAACAUCCUGCAACUGAUUCGACAGCCAAGUGGUAUUAUCUUCUGCUUCCUAUUCCCCAUCCUCCAGCUCUCAUGUUUCUACCUGGCCAUCGGUGGCAAUCCGCGUGACCUUCAGCUGGGCAUCGUGAAUGACGAAAUAGAUGAUUUUCGAGUGUGCCAAAAUGAAUCCCUGAUCACCACCUUUGCCCAUGACUACACGUGCGAUCUGUUCAAGAUCUCGUGUCGCUUUCUGCACGAACUCACGCCGGACAUCGCCAAGAAGGUGUACUUUGAUACCAAAGAUGAGGCCCACGAUGCCGCCAAGAGAGGAAAAAUCACCGGUUACAUACACUUUUCCCGCAACUUCACCGAAUCCAUCGCUGAGAUUCGUGACGAGGGACGACAUGCAGCCAAUGAGUCUUUCUAUAAUGGGGAAAUUCAGAUAUUCAUGGACAUGACAGACCAGCAAAUCUCCUUCUUCCUGGAGAGAAAACUCAGAUCGACGUAUCACAAAUUCUCAGAGAACCUCAUGACCGAUUGUGAAUUGCCUGUGGCCCUGGGAAAUAUUCCCAUUCACUUCCACGAGCCCAUCUUUGGCUACGCCGAGGGAGAGUUCAAGGAGUUCAUUGCUCCAGGAAUUAUUAUGACGAUGGUAUUUUUCCUCGCCACUCUCGUUACAUCCACAAUUUUCAUCACCGAUAAACUGGACGGAGUCUGGGAUCGCACUCUAAUUGCGGGAAUAUCUGUAACUGAGCUUUUGGUGGCGCACGUGAUCACACAAUCUGUGAUCAUGGUGAUCCAAUGCCUUGAGGUGGUUUUCUAUGCGGCCUAUUUCUUCAAUGCGGAAAAUCGUGGCGACAACGUCACAGUAAUUGGUCUCCUUACUCUUCUGGGAUUUGCUGGGAUGCUCUUUGGUCUCUUAAUUUCCAUCUUCUGUGAAUCCCACACGACAGCAAGUUUCGUGGCCACUGGCAGUUUUUAUCCCAUGAUUAUCCUUUGCGGACUUCUGUGGCCACUCGAGGGCAUGCCAACUAUUCUACGGUACAUUGCCUACACCUUCCCCUUCACAAUACCAUCCCUUGCCGUCCGCAACAUUCUGUCGAAAGGCUGGAGCAUCACUCACAGCCAAGUGGCGAAUGGCUUUGGCGUGGUGAUUCUAUGGAUUGUGGUGCUCUUCAUUCUCUGCAUCAUGGGCCUCAAGAUGAAACGCUAGACGCUUCUAAUCAUUGUUCUCAGUGUUUUCCGCACGUGCGUAUCAUAUUUCUCUUCAGAGUGUGUGUGAAAGUUUUGUGAAGCUAUUGUGAUUCUCAAUUUUUUUUUUAAUUAUACCACUGCGCGAUCUUUUCCGCUGCAGAUGUAAAUACAGUACAUAAGUUGUUGGACUUAGUGAUUAUGGGAUGCUUAUACCUUCUUCUGUUUUUAAUCUGUUAAGUGAGAAUAGACAAGUAAGAAGUGAAAGGAAAUGUAUAUUAAUAAAAUUGUAAAGCUA